GCUGUGUACGUGUGCAGUCCUCUCAGUGCCGUCGCGUUUGUUGCAUCUGUGCAUCAAUCUCCAUAGGCUAUCUAAGCUUAAUUUAAUUCUGUACAUACUGAGUGAUCCGUCUAAGGUGUUUUCGUGGAAAAACACAUGAUCGCGCACUCACACACGCGAUAUUCUGUGUUGAGAGAGUGAGAAAAAAUAUAUGGACUGAUCAUCAAGCUUCCCCCCCCCACGGCAUCUUGUUUCGGUCCGAGUUGCCCUACAUCCAAGCAUCCUGCAAGAGAAAAAGACCGAGGCUGGAUCUAUGAGCCCGCAUCUGGAGACAACGUGUGUUUCGCACAAAUACGCCGAACGCCGGAAUCACCAUGUUAUGCCCUUUGAUUUGACGAGGUCCUAUUCAAUACAAGAAGAGAAAAGAUGGUGUAUGCCCACUCGACGGACACCACAAAGCCAUCUCUGCAGUCUACUUCCAUCACUCCUUCAGUGUUCUUCAACUCCAGUGAGGGGGACAAUGCGACCUCCUGGCCCAGUGUCUCGAGCCUGCCUGAUUGCCCCCGACAGGGUUCCCCUACCAUUCCCAGUCCUAAUGGCUCCCUCCCCUCAUACACAUUGUUGCCAGGAGAGGUGGUCCCUCUUGGCCUUGCUCUUGGAGCUCUAUGGCUGGUUUCGGUGUUCGGCAACGCCUUGGUCUGCCUGGUCAUCCACCGUAGCCGCAGGACCCAGUCUACCACCAACUACUUUGUGGUAUCGGUGUCAUGUGGGGACCUGCUGAUGAGUCUGGGCUGCACCCCAUUCACUCUGCUGCAGGUGAUCUCCGGACAGUGGCCGUUGGGUAGUGGCCUAUGCAAGGUGGUGCGCUACAUCCAGUACUUGGCCCCUGGCAUGCAGAGCUAUGUGCUGCUAUCCAUCUGCCUGGACCGCUUCUACACUAUCGUCUACCCGCUCAGCUUCAAGGUGUCCCGGGAGAAAGCCAAGAAGAUGAUCCUGGCAUCAUGGACCUUCAACGCAGCACUCGUGUCCCCCUGCUUCUUCUUCUAUGGCUCAUCGAUGCACAGUCACUGUAACUUCUUCCUCCCGGGUGGCUGGGACGGCAUUCUCUAUGGCAUGGUACACUUGCUCUUUGGUUUCCUGCUGCCUAUACUCCUCAUACUCCUGUUCUACCAGAAAGUGGUAAAGUACAUCUGGAGGAUUGGUACAGAUGGACGCACAGUGAGGAGGACGAUGAACAUUGUUCCCAGGACUAAGGUCAAGACCAUUAAGAUGUUUCUUUUGCUCAAUGCUGUCUUUCUUGUAACCUGGAUGCCAUUCUACAUUGCCCAGCUGUGGCACCCCAGUGAAGAUGGCUCACAGCAGGGCGUAUCUUUCUUCAUGGCCAUCACUUUGGUCUCCUUCAGCUCCUCUGCCUUCAAACCCACGCUGUACUGUGUUUACAAUGCUAACUUCCGGCGGGGCAUGAAGGAGACCUUCUGUAUGUCGUCCAUGAAGUGCUACCGCAGCAAUGCAUACACCAUCACCACAAGCUCCCGGAUGGCCAAGAAGAACUAUGUGGGGAUAGUGGAGAUCCCCGCCCUGGCACAGCAUAGGUCCGUCACCAAGGACUCCAUCUACAGCACCUUCGACCGUGAUGCGAAGGAGAAGAAGUUGGCGUGGCCUAUCAACACCAACCCACCCAACACAUUUGUGUGAUUGCAGUCACACACUCAAAAUAAAGGUUUGCAAGGAUCCUCUAUGCCUGCCAUUGCACUGCUAGAGGUUCUACUCCUGUCCAUUUUCAUUCACAUUUCUACAUUUCUACAGUCUACAGAUAAAAAGGCAAAUAAAACACUGAAUCAGG
Messenger RNA from Paramormyrops kingsleyae, 1822 nucleotides. RefSeq names its product probable G-protein coupled receptor 19. The record is from RefSeq and is a predicted model, not a curated record. Gene Ontology annotation, cellular component: plasma membrane. Gene Ontology annotation, molecular function: G protein-coupled receptor activity. Gene Ontology annotation, biological process: G protein-coupled receptor signaling pathway. NCBI's taxonomy places the organism in Eukaryota, Metazoa, Chordata, Actinopteri, Osteoglossiformes, Mormyridae.